ACUUCUUCCCCAAUUCUCCAAUCGAAAUCUCGAUUUAGGGUUUAUCUCACUAUUUUGUUCAUCCACACUUGUUAGCAGCAGAGCUCGCUGAUGCAAAAUAUGGUGCUUUGGAGUAGAUUGAGGCAAUCAAGGUUUAAAGUUCAAGCAUUUUCCAACGAUUUCAGGAGAUUUUACAAUUCAAAUCCAGCUCCAGUUUUUGCAAAUCAGCUCAUUUCUUCUCGCAAAUUAGCUCCGAUUUUUAAUUACCCUAAGUUUAUCGUUCAAGAUGAGCAAUUGGCGCUGUUCCGGAAAGUCAGAUUCUACGCAAAACCUUUUAAGAAAAAAGGGGAGAAGGAUGAAGGUGAGCCUAUGAUGAACGAGGAAAUCACGGCUCCAAUGGUUAGACUCGUUAUUGAUGAAGAUAAUCAUAUCAUAGUAUCGAGGUAUGAAGCAUUGGCUCGUGCAGAAAGCCUUAACUUGGAUUUGGUCGAGGUUGAUAAAAAUGGCAAACCACCUGUUUGCAAGAUUUUUGACUACAACAAACAAAAAUACAUUCGACAGACAAAAGAAAAAGAGCGCGCUAAAAGCAAGUUCACACUCAAGCCUGGACCAGCGAAAGAAAUUAAAUUUGGUGUUAAAAUUAAACAAAAUGACCUGAAAAUAAAAGCUGAUAUGGUUAAGAGACUCAUGGAAAAAGGUUAUCGAGUUAAGUGUACAGCCGCAGAUGCUGCUGAGGGCGUGGACUUGAAAUCAUUGUUAUCUCAAUUUACUCCUUUGAUUGAUGAUGUUGGUGUUGUGGAAAGUGGACCAAAGUAUGAAAAGAAGCAGGCUUUCGUCGUUGUCAGGCAUGUCAAGUUUGGUCCGGUUAACAAGAAGAGUUCAGGAAAGAAAGCUUCUGCAUCUGCCGACUCUCCACAGACGACAGAAGCCUCGGAGGAAGAUGCUCUGACCAACAAAUCCGACUGGAAUGCUUUUGCCGGAGAUGAUGGUGGUGCACACCCGAUGUUUGAGAUAGAUGAUGAAGAAAGUGAUCAGCUCGAACGUUCAAAGCAUACAGAUUCAUCUAUUCCAUCUAGGAUUCUGAAGCCUGUAACAGAAACCCCUCGACCUGCGUAUCCACCAACGGUACCUGUGGCCGUGAAUGGCCGUGGUGCAACGAACACUACUGCAAAAGAAACCCCUCGACCUGCUUAUCCACCAAGGGUACCCGUGGCCAUGAACGGCCGUGGUGCAGCAAACACCACGAACAGAGCGCCUGCGUCUCCAAAUCAAGAAAACCAGGCUCGUUUUGGCAUGAACACGUCUUCUCGAACGAGACCAGGUCAGCAAGUCGAGGCUCCUCCUCGUGGAAUUCCAAAGCAAGAUUCUUCUUCCUCGACUGAUCAGCAAUCGCCGCCCAAAAGUUAUGGUAUUUUUAGCGUGCCAAAGGCAAAUGCAGCACCAGCAGCCAACAGGUACCAGCAGAAUGUACCUCCAGCCGCAGCCUCGUCUCCGACAAGAAACCCUAGAACGGCCACCGCCUCAUCUCCGGCUGCGGAUUCGUCCAACAGAGGGGUGGGUGCUGAUAAUUCUGGGCAAAAAAGGUAUGGCAUCUUUAGUGCUGAAGAGAGAGAAAACCAAGCACGACAACGGUGAGGUGAGGCGAGGUUUGGUUCUCUAUGUGGCUUUCAUCAAUUUUUGAAUGGCUUCUUUUUUGUUUUUAAGCUCAAUUACCAAUAUUUAUUUAUUUAUUUUCGCAUUGAUUUAGCUAUAAAUUAGUAGGUAGAAAAAAAAAACAUUUUUUAAUAUCAGCGCUUGUUGUAUUAUGAAAAUUCAAUAAUUGCGAGUACCGGAACACAUCGAUUAAUUUAGCUUUAUGUAUUCGACGGCAAA
This is a messenger RNA of Salvia miltiorrhiza (redroot sage), 1851 nucleotides long. RefSeq names its product translation initiation factor IF3-1, mitochondrial. The coding region runs from base 91 to 1614 and encodes 507 amino acids. Gene Ontology annotation, biological process: ribosome disassembly; translational initiation. The transcript is spliced from 8 exons. The record is from RefSeq and is a predicted model, not a curated record. Lineage: Eukaryota; Viridiplantae; Streptophyta; Magnoliopsida; Lamiales; Lamiaceae. Gene Ontology annotation, molecular function: ribosome binding; translation initiation factor activity.